Messenger RNA from Phycodurus eques (leafy seadragon), 1595 nucleotides. It is a transcript of the gene prelid3a, whose product is annotated as PRELI domain containing 3A. Lineage: Eukaryota; Metazoa; Chordata; Actinopteri; Syngnathiformes; Syngnathidae. The coding region runs from base 216 to 740 and encodes 174 amino acids. Gene Ontology annotation, cellular component: mitochondrial intermembrane space. Gene Ontology annotation, biological process: phospholipid transport. Gene Ontology annotation, molecular function: phosphatidic acid transfer activity. The transcript is spliced from 7 exons. The record is from RefSeq and is a predicted model, not a curated record.
CAUUCCCUGCCUCCUACUCCCGUCUCUCGGGGAACGGGAUGAUUCGUUUUUUGUUUUUUCUUUAGCAUUGGUGCUCGGAGGAAAAAGAGCAUCUGGACGCACUGAACUGAUGGUGGUGGUCCCAGGCCCCAGUUUACUUACUGAUCAUCCCCAUAGCGGGACAUGGUCCUCUGAAGCUCGUCAGAAGAGACAUCGUCACUACUCUCGCUAGAAACAUGAAGAUUUGGAGCACAGAGCAUGCUUUCAGUUACCCCUGGGAGACGGUGAUCAAGGCCGCCAUGAGGAAGUACCCUAAUCCGAUGAAUCCGCACGUGGUGGGCGUGGAUGUGUUGGAGCGCCGCCUGGACGCAGAAGGACGCCUGCACAGCCAUCGACUCCUCAGCACUGAGUGGGGCCUGCCGGCGAUCGUACGAGCGAUACUAGGAACCAACCACUUGCAGACAUAUGUGAAGGAACACUCCAUAGUCAACCCUGAGGAGAAGAAGAUGGAACUGUGCUCAACAAACAUUACUCUUACCAACCUGAUAUCAGUGGAUGAGAGGCUCGUUUACAUGCCACACCCAGACAACCCCGAGGUUACCAUCCUGACGCAAGAGGCCAUCAUUACCGUGAAAGGAGUGAGUUUGAGCAGCUACCUGGAGGGCAUGAUGGCGAGGAGAAUGUCUGCUAAUGCCAGGAAGGGUUGGGAUGCUAUUGAGUGGAUUAUUCAGAACUCUGAAAGAGAAAACAUUACUCUCUGACAUUGACUAACUCUGGAAUGCCACACCGUAUAGCAAGUGCUUCGGACUAAUGCACGGGGGAGUCUUUGUGGACUUCUCACACCACACACGGGCUUACUUGUGGAGUACAUGCACAUGCAAGAUUGACACUGGCAGAGUUGUGGAUCCAAUGGGAGCAACUGAAUGCUCAAUCAACAACGUCUGAUCCAACAGAAAAAGAUUUUGGAACUAACUACUGAAAAGGGCGCCCCUGUUUUUGGCACCAUCCAUUUGGGAGCAUGCUCGACUUUGAUGUUUAACUCGUAUUUCUCUCCCUCUGGAGUUAUGAAUGAUACUUAAUGGGGAUGACCAAUGCGGUUGUGAUUUGUAGAUACAAGUAUCAAUAACUAGGAACGGUAAACCUCUCUUGCAGGUGGUAAGAGUCCUCUGGGGGAAAAAAAUGUUUUUUUGAUGUAUUAAAGUGUAUGUAUUUUGCAUGCUGUAAGAGGAAUUAAGUGGCAUGGUAGCUAGGGUUUAAUUUAGCGUUGCGUUCUCCGAUGGGAAUGGAGGUUUUUGCUCACUUUACCACAGAACAGCAGCUCCUUUUUGAUGCAUCGUCAGGCAGUGGAACCUCAAACUCUUUGCAACUGAGAUCGAAGUUAUGUGGGAGGGUGGGUGCAGUUCCGAAAACCAGUCGGCCUCAUAAUGCUGCCUGUGUGUGUGAGUGAUCACUAAACCCUCAUGCCUUUGUACGCGUGGAGAACAACACUAUAGUCCAACAAAGUGUGAUUGUUGGGGGGAGAUUCACGGUGUUACAGAACUGAACAGGUCUAAUAUUGACUAAUUAUCGAGACUUUAAAAAUUUAGUACAAACAGUAAAUUAUGACAUUAUUCACA